UAGGGCUAGAAAGCGAGCAGUGCAUAGCAGACGUGCCACAAGGAAGAGACAACGAGAACAGGAGCGCCCCCGCGUCUGAACCGCUCCAAGGAAAGAGGGUGGUGGUUUACGGGAAAUAUCCGGCGGUUUCCUCCAUGUUUUGGACACUAGAAUCCGCGAGUGCGCGCCCUCAUGUGAGGGCGUAGAAUCAAGGAGCCUCUACCCUGGCACCGCGCUCAACUCUCCGAGGGGCACCGCAUCAACACUACCUCUUGCCACAGCACCAUGAUGAAGAAGGACAUUAAUCUCAACCUCGACACGCAGACCUCCGAGCUCAAGGCCAAUCCGCUGCGCGACGCCGACGUGCUACUCAACUCGCCAGACUUGGGUCUUCUCAAACUGGCUUCCCCCGACCUGGAGCGUCUCAUCAUCCAGUCCAACGGGCUGGUGGGCGCCGCUAACCCGGCGUCCCAGUUCCUCUACCCAAAAUCGGCCAGUGACGAGCAGGAGUUCGCGGAAGGCUUCGUCAAGGCUCUGGAGGAUCUGCAUAAGCAGAACCAGCUGAGCGAGGCCGGCUGCGUCUCGAUGGACAGGCUGGAGCUCCUCGGAGCCGCCAACGCGGUGGGCUCGACGGGGAUCCAGACGUCGGAUCUGCCCGUCUACACCACGCUGAACGGCUAUGCAGCCAGCCCGCUGGGCGGCACUACUAUCAACUACUCCACUGACACCAUCCCUUUCCCGCCGCCUCCAUCCCACCUCAGCCCGCAGCAGCAGCAGGGGACCACCGCGGCGGCUCUUUCCCGGCUGCAGGCCGCCGGCGGGGCCGUGAAGGACGAACCGCAGACGGUCCCGGACAUGCAGAGCCUCGGGGACAGCCCACCUCUCUCCCCGAUUGACAUGGACAACCAGGAGCGCAUUAAGGCGGAGAGGAAAAAGCUGCGCAACCGGAUAGCUGCCUCCAAGUGCCGCAAAAGGAAACUGGAGAGGAUCUCUCGGCUGGAAGACAAGGUGAAGAGCCUGAAGACGCAGAACACCGAGCUGGCGUCCACGGCCAGCGUGCUACGGGAGCAGGUGGCCCAGCUCAAGCAGAAGGUGAUGAACCACGUCAGCAGCGGAUGCCAACUUUUACCAAACCAGGUCCAAGCUUACUAAUUUCACCAAUGCCAAAUGACUUUGGAGGCAUGUUUUAAAAAUGCAGCGUGCAGGUGAACGAAAAGGUUCAUUGACAAGAGGGUGUAAACCGCAAAACCGUUGCUGUUAGUCAAUGGAAGCGGAUUGUUGGUAAAAAGCCAUGUAGCAAAGUGCCAUGCAGCACCGUGAGACGAGUGUACACUCGAGGGUGUCAAACUCAUUUUUGUCGUGAUUAGUUUUCCCUGACAAGGCCGUUAUGGCCAUCAAACCAUUUGUAGUAAAAUGUAUAUUCACCUCAUCGUGUUAUUUAUUACAUAUAUAAGCUAGAGAUUGACGCAUUUUUUUAAAACAAAAGAUCAAGUAUUUUUUAAUUUACAGUGGUACUUUCACUUGAUUUCUUUGUGUGUCUUGACAUAUGAAGGGAUUGACAAUAAAGCAGGCUUUGACUUUGAUUUGUAUUGCGAACAUCACAGUUCGCCUGUUUUCUGGGUUUGGUCAUAUUUAUUUAUUUAGCCCUUAAUCAUUCUGCCCUCUUCAUUUGUUUUACCAUCUGAAGUUGCUUUUACCCCAGAUUUGAUUAAAGCAGUAAAUAAAUCUAUCACGUGGCUGCCCAUAACCCCGAACAAAACUUGUGAAUUGAACUGCUCAUAAGUGAAGGAGCCACUGUAAUAAUAAUCAUUUAAAAAAAAGGUUAAAAAGACUACAGAUUUUUUUUUUUUUUUUUUUUACCAAGUGAGAUAAAAUAGAUGCGCCUGACGUGUUUUAUUUGGCCACAUAAAAAAUUGUGGCAGGCUGUAUUUGGUGCCUGGGCCUUGAGUUUGACACCUGUGGUGUACAGGAUAGUAUGGAUGGAAAAUCAACAGCCAAAUGUAAGGGUGUCAGUCACCAAGUACUGUCAUCCAAUUGUACAUAUACUGCCUUACUUGUUUACAAGCACUUAGCUAUGACAAAUAUCUAUUUUUUAUUUACUGAAGCAUUUCUUUACUUUUUUUUUUCUUUUUCAAAAAAAGGCACACUGCAUGUUUUGUAGCCGUCGUGUCUGUAAACUAGCGUAUUCCAUUGUGUGUGUCUUCAUGGUGGCUGCUUAGAAGACUUUAGGCACCAAACGUCUUUGAAUGUACGUUCAUGUAUUGGAAUGGACUCUCAUCUCUCUUACAUUAUAUUCACUACAUGACUACAGCAAAAGUGUUUUCGCCCAUAUUGUAAAUUAAAAAGAAUUGCUUUUCUUA
Molecule: messenger RNA, 2339 nt
Organism: Syngnathus typhle (broad-nosed pipefish)
Lineage: Eukaryota; Metazoa; Chordata; Actinopteri; Syngnathiformes; Syngnathidae
Product: transcription factor JunD-like
Exons: 1
Coding region: 265-1131 (288 amino acids)
Biological process (GO): regulation of cell population proliferation; regulation of cell cycle; regulation of transcription by RNA polymerase II
Cellular component (GO): transcription regulator complex
Molecular function (GO): DNA-binding transcription factor activity, RNA polymerase II-specific; transcription factor binding; RNA polymerase II cis-regulatory region sequence-specific DNA binding
Source: RefSeq, a predicted model, not a curated record